This is a messenger RNA of Theobroma cacao (cacao), 507 nucleotides long. The record is from RefSeq and is a predicted model, not a curated record. NCBI's taxonomy places the organism in Eukaryota, Viridiplantae, Streptophyta, Magnoliopsida, Malvales, Malvaceae.
AUGGAGUUUGAGUUCCUAGAUGAAGACCUGAUGUCGGUUUGCCAAACAAGUGAGGAAGAAUCAGAGGAGAAAGAUAAUUGGAAGAUGUUUUUCAAUGGAGCUUCGAAUGCCUUGAGGCAUGGCAUAGGGGUCAUGGUAGUGUCACCAGAAGGAGAUCAUUAUCCCGUCAUAGCUAAACUCAACUUCUAUUGCACCAAUAAUGUGGCUGAAUAUGAAGCUUGUGUCAUGGGUCUUCAGGCAGCAAUCGAGAGGAAAAUUCACAUUUUGAAAGUAUAUGGGGAUUCUGCUUUGGUUAUUUAUCAAUUGCGAGGAGAAUGGGAAACACUUGACUCGAAGUUAAUCCGCUAUCAUAAGUAUGUUUCAAAGCUGAUUGAAAAUUUUAAUAAGAUUUGCUUCACCCAUUUACCUCAGGAGGAGAACCAAAUGGCCGAUGCAUUAGCUACGCUAGCGGCAAUGUUCAAAAUUGGUACCGAUGUCAAGAUUCAACCCAUCAUGAUUAAUCUUUGA